GUGGAUAGUCGGAUCCACUGGUUGGUUGGGGUUGAUAAUUCAAGCAUCUAAAAUUCUUAUCGCCUUCGCAGCGCCUUAUCAAGUCUGCCCCUCCCUCUCGAACAUUCAAAUCCUGCCCUACGCCAGCCAAACCCUUCCCCACACAUACACCCGGACUCUUCACCACUUCACUAACACCGACACACCAGUUUCAGCCCGUGGCAGUGUUCUUCAAGGACUGUAGACCUCUCCAGCCCCGUGCGUGAGCCCCAGUGUCCAACCAUGCGGGACUCAUCCCCAUCCCCAGCCGAUGCAACCACGGGCAUCGACAACAGCGACAUGCCCGAUCGCAAAUGGACCACCAAGGCCUUCUUCAAACAGGCAGAGAAGUCGCACAGUCGACUGCCGGGGAUCCGCAAGAUCCCACUGCCUGCCAUUGGCAUUAUACUGUUUAUCGCGUUGAUCAACGUGGUAGUGUGGAUAGCCGCCGCGAUCGUCCUGAAAUACCACCCAUCCCUAGUCUCCAACGCCGUGCUCUCCUACACACUAGGACUACGCCAUGCGUUCGACGCAGACCACAUCUCAGCCAUCGACCUAAUGACCCGCCGCCUACUAGCAACAGGCCAGAAACCCGUAACAGUAGGAACGUUCUUCUCCCUCGGCCACUCCACCAUCGUAAUCAUCACCUCAAUCGUGGUAGCAGCAACCGCAGCCGCGAUCUCCUCGCGAUUCGACAGCUUCAGCACAAUCGGCGGGAUAAUCGGCACGUCAGUGAGCGCGGCAUUCCUGAUUCUCCUCGGGCUGAUGAACGCAUAUAUCCUGUACAAGCUGUACCGGCAGAUGCAGAAGGUACUGGAUCUGCCCGAGGGCCAGGAGGACGAGGUGUGGAAGAUCGAGGGCGGCGGGGUGUUGUUUAAUGUGUUGAAGCGGAUGUUCAAGUUGAUUGAUCGUCCAUGGAAAAUGUACCCCCUCGGCAUCCUCUUCGGCCUAGGCUUCGACACCUCCUCGGAGAUCGCACUACUGGGCAUCUCAUCGGUAGAAGCAGCAAAUGGGACGAAUUUCUGGGUGAUCUUGAUCUUUCCCGCGUUAUUCACCGCGGGAAUGUGCCUCCUCGACACAACAGACGGGGCCCUCAUGCUCUCGCUGUACGUCCAACCGUCCGCCAACUUCCUGCCGUCGAAAAGCGAUACCGCCUCCGACGCGCCGCUGAUGGGCGACUCCGAGAGCCAGGAAGAGGUGGCGCCCUCGCGCAACCACCGCGACCCCGUCGCCUUCCUGUACUACUCCAUCGUGCUGACCUGCCUGACGGUCAUCGUGGCCAUCGUCAUCGGCGUCAUCCAGGUGCUUACGCUUGUGUUGAACGUCGCCAACCCGACGGGACGGUUCUGGGAUGGCGUGCAGGUGGCCGGCGAUUACUACGAUGCUAUUGGCGGGGGGAUCUGUGGGUGUUUUCUGGUGAUUGGGGGGUUGAGUGUGCUGGUUUAUAAGCCUUGGAGGCGCUGGGUUGCCCGGCGGCAUGGGAGGAGUAUUGUGACUGUGGGGGAUGUGGAGAGGUAUCGGGAUGAGGAGCCUGCGGAGGGUGGGGGUGGGGAUAGUAAUGGGGGGAAGGGGGUUGCGAAGGGGGCUACGGCUUUGACGGUUGAGCCGGUUGAUGGACCUUCUCGUUGA
Messenger RNA from Aspergillus homomorphus CBS 101889, 1647 nucleotides. RefSeq names its product HoxN/HupN/NixA family nickel/cobalt transporter. Lineage: Eukaryota; Fungi; Ascomycota; Eurotiomycetes; Eurotiales; Aspergillaceae. The record is from RefSeq and is a predicted model, not a curated record. Gene Ontology annotation, cellular component: plasma membrane. Gene Ontology annotation, biological process: nickel cation transmembrane transport. The transcript is spliced from 7 exons. Bases 262 to 1647 code for a protein of 461 amino acids. Gene Ontology annotation, molecular function: nickel cation transmembrane transporter activity.